Pongo pygmaeus (Bornean orangutan) is the source of this 1311-nucleotide messenger RNA. RefSeq names its product immediate early response 3 (gene IER3). The transcript is spliced from 2 exons. Gene Ontology annotation, biological process: negative regulation of apoptotic process; DNA damage response. NCBI's taxonomy places the organism in Eukaryota, Metazoa, Chordata, Mammalia, Primates, Hominidae. Gene Ontology annotation, cellular component: nucleus. Bases 120 to 590 code for a protein of 156 amino acids. The record is from RefSeq and is a predicted model, not a curated record.
CAACCGCUCCCCAGCUGCGGGAGGAGGAGUUAGAAGGACCCGCCCAAUUUCCAGCAGCACAUAAAUCACCUCUGCCGGCAGCCGGCCCUCACUUGGCCUUACACUCCGCUCGGCUCACCAUGUGUCACUCUCGCAGCUGCCACCCGACCAUGACCAUCCUGCAGGCCCCGACCCCGGCCCCCUCCACCAACCCGGGACCCCGGCGGGGCUCCGGUCCUGAGAUCUUCACCUUCGACCCUCUCCCGGAGCCCGCAGCGGCCCCUGCCGGGCGCCCCAGCGCCUCUCGCGGGCACCGAAAGCGCAGCCGCAGGGUUCUCUACCCUCGAGUGGUCCGGCGCCAGCUGCCAGUCGAGGAACCGAACCCAGCCAAAAGGCUUCUCUUUCUGCUGCUCACCAUCGUCUUCUGCCAGAUCCUGAUGGCUGAAGAGGGUGUGCCGGCGCCCCUGCCUCCGGAGGACGCCCCCAACGCCGCAUCCCCGGCGCCCACCCCUGUGCCCCCCGUCCUCGAGCCCUUUAAUCUGACUUCGGAGCCCUCGGACUACUCUCUGGACCUCAGCACUUUCCUCCAGCAACACCCGGCCGCCUUCUAACUGUGACUCCCCUCACUCCCCAAAAAGAAUCCGAAAAACCACAAAGAAACACCAGGCGUACCUGGUGCGCGAGAGCGUAUCCCAAACUGGGACUUCCGAGGCAACUUGAACUCAGAACACUACAGCGGAGACGCCACCCGGUGCUUGAGGCGGGACCGAGGCGCACAGAGACCGAGGCACAGCCAAGCUGGGGCUAGGCCUGGUGGGAAGGAGAGCAUUGUUAAUUUAUUUCUUAUUGCUCCUAAUUAAUAUUUAUAUGUAUUUAUGUACGUCCUCCUAGGUGAUGGAGGUGUGUACGUAAUAUUUAUUUUAACUUAUGCAAGGGUGUGAGAUGUUCCCCCUGCUGUAAAUGCAGGUCUCUUGGUAUUUAUUGAGCUUUGUGGGACUGGUGGAGGCAGGACACCUGGAACUGCGGCAAAGUAGGAGAAGAAAUGGGGAGGACUCGGGUGGGGGACGACGUCCCGGCUGGGAUGAAGUCUGGUGGUGGGUCGUAAGUUUAGGAGGUGACUGCAUCCUCCAGCAUCUCAACUCCGUCUGUCUACUGUGUGAGACUUCGGCGGACCAUUAGGAAUGAGAUCCGUAAGAUCCUUCCAUCUUAUUGAAGUCGCCUUUAGGGCGGCUGCGAGGUAGAGGGUUGGGGGUUGGUGGGCUGUCACGGAGCGACUGUCGAGAUCGCCCAGUAUGUUCUGUGAACACAAAUAAAAUUGAUUUGCUGUCUGCA